Mugil cephalus (flathead mullet) is the source of this 4488-nucleotide messenger RNA. RefSeq names its product protocadherin beta-16-like. Lineage: Eukaryota; Metazoa; Chordata; Actinopteri; Mugiliformes; Mugilidae. Gene Ontology annotation, molecular function: calcium ion binding. The record is from RefSeq and is a predicted model, not a curated record. Gene Ontology annotation, cellular component: plasma membrane. The transcript has a single exon. The coding region runs from base 944 to 3484 and encodes 846 amino acids. Gene Ontology annotation, biological process: homophilic cell-cell adhesion.
AAAGUUUCCUUCUGUUUACCUAUUUAUAUUUUUUCUCUCCAAGUACUUAGAGUUUAGUUCAAACCUGUCAGUAUGCUUUGUGUCACUGUCCAUGGUGCUGUAACUGUCAACUGGACCAGUUUUCAACAGCAUUUACAAUUACUUGUUAUCAUGGGAAAUCUAUUAAUAUAUUUAUACAUAAUAUAUAUCCAUGAAGAACUGCCAUAGAUUCAGCACACUCUACACAUAUGCAUCAAGGAUGAAGUUACUCUGACCACAAGGUGUUAUUUUAUCAUAUUCUUUUUUCUUUUCUUUUUUCUUUAGAUAUGUUCAUAUAUAUCAUGACCUAAACCUAAACAGUUACAGUUGCCACUUAAACAGAGAAAUCGAAUUAGUAGAAAUGGAAGAGGGUUUAAGUUUAUUAGCUCUUUUUUUAAAAAUAAAAAAAUAAAAUAAAAUAAAAUAAAAACGACAUAAUACAGACCUAGAAAUAAAAAUGGAAAUGCAGCAAGGAAAAUACAAGUGACAUAACAGGUGACAACAAAAUAAUCUGAAAUUCCAAAGAUAUUUUCUUUCGAAAUCACCGGUUUUUUGUUUGUUUGUUUUGGCUUAAUUCAUGGUUAUCCUAUGGGUAUACAGAAACGUGUUUUAUUUGAUUUAUGUAUGAACAUGUCCUUUUCCUCUUACUGUAUGCACCACCUACCUACAUUACCGAGGACGAGCUCUGAGUGCCGCUGUUGAUUCAUCACUGACUAACAGCCGAAGCAGCCAGAGUAGCGAUCCACCCCUUUAACUCCAUUUAGUGUUUUACUGCAUAGACAGACGACGCUCUGCCCGUCAGCGUUCACAUUGUGGAUUUCAUCGUGACGCUUAUUUUCGACAGUACCGGCACCUUUUCGAUUUAUGGAUUAAAUUACAACCGUUUGGCAUCUAAAGGGAUCACCCCGUUUCCAUCUCUGGAUAUAUGAUGGCUUGUAUGUGGAACAUCGCUGGCAGAGGCCGAUGGCAAGUGUUGGUUGUCAUUCUUUGUCUUUUCGAGCUGAGCUCAGUGACUGGUCAGGCUCGGUAUUCCAUACCGGAGGAGCAAGCAGAAGGGUCUUUUGUCGGAAACAUUGCAAGAGAUUUGGGCUUGGAUGUGUCGAGACUCAUAUCAGGUCGAGCUCGCAUUAUUACAAAAGGAAGCAGACAAUAUGUUGAUUUAAACCGAGACAAAGGUACACUUGUUAUUAAAGAGCGGAUCGACCGAGAAGAGCUGUGUGGAAAGACGACGCCCUGUAGCUUUAGCUUCGAAGUCAUUUUAGAAAAUCCAAUCCAGCUUUAUCGGGUGACAGUAGAGGUUGUAGAUGUUAACGAUAACAGUCCAUCGUUCCCUAAAGAUGAAAUCAACUUGAAGAUUGUUGAAAAUGCUGCAUCAGGGACUCGUUUCUCGUUGGUGAGUGCCGACGACCCUGAUGUUGGAAUAAACGAUAUUCAUCAAUACACACUUAGACCCUCGGAAAACUUCAUAUUAGAAGUCCAGAGCCAGACCGAUGGGGGGAAAUUUAUCGAAAUGGUUUUGCAAAACCCUUUAGACAGAGAGAAAGAGGAGACUCACACUGUCGUGUUGAUUGCUUCGGAUGGCGGUGAGCCCCGUAGAACAGGGACAGUGCGUAUUCAUAUUACGGUACUUGAUGCAAACGAUAAUGCGCCAGUGUGCAGCCAGCCCGUUUACAAAGCAGAUGUCACGGAGAAUUCUCCUGAAGGAACAGUGGUAACCACUGUUAGUGCCACUGACGCAGAUAAAGGAGUUCAUGGCGAGGUGACAUUUUCGUUACCUCAUGUAGCAAAAGAGGCUAAGCAUCUUUUUGAAGUUAAUGUUGAAUCAGGAGAGAUCAAAGUUGCCGGUAAUCUAGACUUUGAAAAGUCUAAAACGUAUCAACUAAACGUUCAGGCUAGUGACCAUGGAGGAUAUACUGAUACAUGUAAAGUCAUCAUUCAAAUAAUUGAUGAGAAUGACAAUGUCCCUACAAUACAGCUCAUGUCAUUUUCUAACUCCAUAUCGGAGGAUUCUCCUCCAGGUACAACUAUAGCUGUUGUGAACGUGGAUGAUGAAGACUCUGAUGGUAACGGUGUUGUCAGGUGCUCCAUUAACUCUGAUGUACCUUUCAAAAUUGAGUCUACAUUGACUGGAUAUUACACCGUUGUAACAGAAGACUUCUUAGAUAGAGAAAGUGUCCCUGAGUAUAAUAUCACCAUAACAGUGUCCGACCAAGGCUCUCCACCUCUGUCUAGUAGUAAAAAUAUUAAUGUUAAAGUGUCUGACGUGAAUGAUAGUCCACCUGAAUUUGAUAGAUCAGAGUAUAAUAUGACUGUACCAGAGAACAAUUCUCCAGGAUUUUCAGUGUUCACUCUCCAUGCUAGAGAUGCAGACUGGGGCCAGAAUGGUCGGGUUUCUUAUUUUGUGGAGGAAAAAGAAAUUAAUGGGGUAGCUGUGUCGUCGUUUGUGUCGGUAAAUUCCGAUAAUGGUGUCAUUCAUGCAGUGAGAUCAUUUGAUUAUGAGCAAAUGAAAUGGUUUGAGUUCAACGUAACUGCUCGCGAUGCUGGAUCCCCUCCUCUGAGUUCAAUAGCCACAGUUCGAAUAAUAAUCCAGGACCAGAACGACAACCCUCCUCAGGUUCUGUAUCCAGUCCAGACUGGUGGCUCUCUGGUGGCUGAGAUGGUUCCUCGUUCAGCAGAUGUGGGCUAUCUGGUGACUAAAGUGGUGGCUGUUGAUGUGGACUCUGGACAGAAUGCCUGGCUCUCCUAUAAACUACAGAAAACCACAGACAGGGCGCUGUUUGAAGUGGGCUUACAGAAUGGAGAAAUCAGAACCAUCCGCCAAGUGACUGAUAAAGAUGCUGUGAAACAAAGACUGACUGUUAUAGUGGAGGACAACGGGCAGCCCUCUCGUUCAGCUACAGUCAUUCUUAACGUGGCAGUGGCGGACAGCUUCCCUGAAGUGCUGUCGGAGUUCACUGACUUUCCACACGACAAGGAGUACAAUGACAACCUGACUUUUUACUUAGUGUUGGCUCUGGCUGUAGUUUCCUUCCUCUUCAUCACGUGUUUAGUGGUUAUCAUAUCAGUGAAGAUCUACAGGUGGAGACAGUCUCGCAUCCUGUAUCAUUCCAACCUUCCUGUGAUUCCAUAUUAUCCACCACGUUACUCAGACACUUUGGGGACAGGGACUCUCCAACAUGUGUACAAUUACGAGGUGUGCAGGACGACUGACUCCAGAAAGAGUGACAUGAAAUAUAUGCAGCCUAUGAGUGAAAGUUUGGUGAAUGUGGAUGGAGAUGGAACAGAUACAUCUCAACUGGAGAAGCAACUAUCAGGCAACUGUUCUCAGAUGUCAACUUUGGUGAGUGGUAUCUUUAAAGUUUCCUUCUGUUUUCCUGUUUACAUAUGUUUUUCUCUCCUCUCCAAGUACUUAGAGUUUAGUUCAAACCUGUCAGUGUGCUUUGUGUCACUGUCCAUGGUGCUGUAACUGUCAACUGGACCAGUUUUAACAGCUUUUGUAACCGCUUGUUAUAAUAGGAAAUCUAUUAAUCUACCAAUAUAUAUACAAAAAGAACUGUCAAAAUUUCAACACACUCUACAUAAUGUACAUCAAUGAUGAAGUUGAUAUGAACACAUGCAAGUUGUUAUUUUAUCUUUUUAUUAAUUUUAUCCUUUUUUUUUUUUUUUUUUUUAGAUGUGUUCAUAUAUGUUAUAAUCACCCUGAACAGUUACAGCCACUUUAACUACUACAACAGAAAUAUGUAAUUAGUUGAAAUUGAAGAGGGUUUAAGAUUUGUGGCUCUUAAUGAAUCAAUAUCAUGCAGACCAAGGAAAUACAAACGAAAAUGCAGCAAGGAAAAUACAAAUGAUAUAAAAGUUGACAAAGAAAUAAUCAUAAAUGACUAUAAUGUAUUAUUGUUAUUAUUAUUUUACCGAGUUUACUAGUUUUUGUUUAACAUAGUGGCCCAUUUUGUGAUUUUUGCUUCAGAUAGUCGUCACUCAUUCGUAGUAAAGCUCUCUCUUUGUCAUUAACAUGAUGAAGCUUGCAUUUAGUUUAAAACAACUUAAUUUCACGAUCACCUGACUUUCAUGAAACUUUAUUGGAACGUUAUAUGGAUAUUGUCUUAAUCAUAGUGGCCCCUUGAGCACACAGAAAAGUGUUUUGUUUAAUUCAUGUACAAACAUGUCCUUGCUUUUGAAAUAAAACUUUUCCUCUUACUGUAUGCACCACCUACCUACAUUACCGAGGACGAGCUCUGAGUGCCGCUGUUGAUUCAUCACUGACUAACAGCCGAAGCAGCCGGAGCAGCGUUCCACCCCUUUAACUCCAUUUAGUGUUUUACUGCAUAGAAAGACGACGCUCUGCCCGUCAGGGUUCACAUUGUGGAUUUCAUCGUGACGUUUAUUUUCGACAGUACCGGCACCUUUUCGAUUUAUGGAUUAAAUUAUAACCGUUUGGCAUUUAAAGGAAUCACCCCGUUUUCAUCUCUG